Seminavis robusta is the source of this 748-nucleotide messenger RNA. Lineage: Eukaryota; Bacillariophyta; Bacillariophyceae; Naviculales; Naviculaceae. The record is from the annotation of a GenBank genome assembly.
CUUCGGAAAAGAGGCUGCUGCUAAGUCGUCGGUGUGGCGAUCCUCCCUUGUGAAGCGAACCUCAAAAAUUGCUUGCUAGCUCAGAGUACACCAUGGCAGACUCUGAGGAGGACCGAAAGCUCACUGUCGAGGAGAAGGCUGCCCAUGAGUCAGGAUUGCUUGACGGACACGACAGUCCGACGGAUACAAAGGUGAAGCCCGCCCUGAAGAAGAAGAAUCCUCGAAGUGGUGAAAAACCAAAGAAGGCGUUGAAAUGGGAUGAAGUGGCCAUAGAAGAGCAUGAUCUGCUCCGUGGAACUCGUAUGAAGAUUGACGAACCCAAUACACCAUAUGUUCACUAUGAUUCAGGGCAGGAAAGUGACGAUUCACGGCGGGCCAAGUCACCCGUCACCCAGAAAAAUACUCUCAGUUGGGAUUCUCUCCAGAAUCGGCUCGACAGCGUUGCUGCGGUUCAGGAUGCCUUUCCCUCGAGCCCUUCAUCACACGGUGGCGAUCCUCCAGACGAAGACGACGAUCGUCAAAAGGAAAUGAGAAAGCUCGAAUUCCGGGAGCAUCGAAAGAGGCAUUACAAUGAAAUGGAACUUGUGAGACAAUUCCGACAGGAGCACCCAGACGGUGUGGAUAUUGGUGCUGAUGCCGACGAUGAGGAGGAAAAUUAAAAAAACUGUAACAGCCGAGUUGACAACUUGCAUGUGAUCUUCUGGUGUAGGCUUUUCUAGUAUUUCUUAGACUUCUUAUAUACCGGAAU